AUGGCUACCACCACCACUCGCGGAUCUAGGGACAGCCCCUUCCCCCCUCCCUCGGAGGCCGAGGUCAAGAAGGAGCUUGGCAUGAAGGGCGACACCAUCUCGGCAGGUUCGACUGAGCUGUCGUAUCUCAAGAGCCUUGUUUCGCAGCUCAACGACAAGAUCGCCCAGCUCGAGAACAAGGCCUCGUCGGCGCUUUCGUCCGUGACGGGCGGCAAGCCGGAAGGUGUUCGCAUGAUCCUCAUCGGUCCCCCCGGUGCAGGCAAGGGUACUCAGGCACCCAAGAUCCUCGAGAAGUUCAACAACUGCGUCUGCCACCUCGCUACCGGCGACAUGCUUCGCGAGCAGGUGUCCAAGCAGACCGAGCUCGGCAAGAUGGCCAAGAAGAUCAUGGACCAGGGCGGCCUUGUUUCGGACGAGAUCAUGGUGAGCAUGAUCAAGGACCAGCUCGAGACCAACCCUUCGUGCAAGGGUGGCUUCAUCCUCGACGGAUUCCCGCGCACCACGCCCCAGGCCGAGAAGCUCGACGGCAUGCUGCGCGAAAAGAACCAGAAGCUCGACCACGCCGUCGAGCUCAAGAUCAACGACAACCUGCUCAUCUCGCGCAUCACCGGCCGUCUCGUCCACCCCGCAUCCGGCAGGAGCUACCACAAGGAGUUUAGCCCUCCCAAGAAGCCCAUGACCGACGACGUCACCGGCGAGCCCCUCAUCCAGCGCUCCGACGACAACGCAGAGACCCUCAAGAAGCGUCUCGCAACCUACCAUGCCCAGACCGCCGCCGUCACCGACUACUACAGGAAACAGGGCAUCUGGGCCCCCGUCGACGCCAGCCAGAGCCCCAAGGUCGUCUGGCAAUCCAUCAGCGCCAUCUUCGAGGCCAAGAAGCAGCAACCCUCCAAGUAG
Messenger RNA from Moesziomyces antarcticus, 900 nucleotides. RefSeq names its product adenylate kinase. Gene Ontology annotation, molecular function: ATP binding; AMP kinase activity. Lineage: Eukaryota; Fungi; Basidiomycota; Ustilaginomycetes; Ustilaginales; Ustilaginaceae. Bases 1 to 900 code for a protein of 299 amino acids. The transcript is spliced from 2 exons. The record is from RefSeq and is a predicted model, not a curated record. Gene Ontology annotation, biological process: ADP biosynthetic process. Gene Ontology annotation, cellular component: cytoplasm; mitochondrion.